UCGGUGUUUCAGGAAUCCUAGAGCAGUAGACACUUGUUACAGUGGGGAAAUGGAAGAAGCAGAGGUUGACACUGAUGCCCUUAUAGAUGAGAUGGAUUAUAUUCCAGGUCAUUUUCACCUCGAUAUGAAUUUGAACUUUGAGUCCUCUGUACCUAUGCAUUUCCAAGGGAGAGACGUGAAGCUGAAACGAGAAAGCCUUGUCUAUGAAUUAGAGUUUGAAACCGGCCUCCAGCAGCAUGCUGUCAGAAACCUCCUCGGAGUCUUUUCUUUCUACUUGGAAGAGGUAGAGCAAGCCAAGGAGAUUUUCCUUCACAUCUCUCAGGAGGACCCAGAGAAUCUAAAUGCUUGGGCCAACCUGGCCUUUGUUUAUGACAGGCUGAAUGAGGAGCAAGAAGAGACAAAGUGCACAGACAGUGUUUCCCGGUUAAUGGGCUUGGAUACAGAAGGCACGUCCCAAGGGGAUCCCCAGCUCAGGGCAGCCCGUUGCUUAGCCGAGCAGGGUUAUGCUUAUGCCUUUGAUGUUCGGCUGGUGACCGAAGAAGAGAAGAUGGAGAAACUGACCACGGGCCUCACUCUGUAUGGCAAGGCUCUUGCUUACGGGAAGCAGAUUCCUUUGGAGGAGAGGAGAAGCUGGUACUUCACUAUGGCCACAUUGCAUAUCAGAUUGGAUGGGAUGUGGAUGAAUAAGGGCAAUGAGGAGGAGAAAAGGUCACCAGCCUUCAACAGAACCCUGGUGUUGCUUCAGCAAGUCCUGAAGUCCUCCAGCCUCCAGUACAGAGCCUUGGCCUGGUGUUAUCUUGGGAUACUGCUAGAAAGGAAAGACUCUUUCUCAGCUCCACCUAUGGGCAUCCAUGAUUGUGGCUACUCUGAGACUGAUCCUCUUGACUGCUUUGGAAAGGCCCUAGAAAUAGCUAAAGACAGUCCACCUGUUCUAAACCGUCUGGCAAAAAUCUUCCUCUUCCUUGGCAAGCAAGAGAUGGCAAUGGCUGUCUGCAACAUGGCCUUAGAUGUUCUGCCAGACCCAGUACUUAACUGGCAAGCGUACUGCAUUCGUGCCAAGAUCCUAAUUAAACUGUAUUUACGUGAUGUGGAGCGGGUGAAGAUAGGUUUGGGAGGAAUGCCGGACAAGAGGAACCUAUUUGAUGCUAAAACUGAUCUUGAGAAUGUAAUGAAGGUGCAUCCAUGCCUGAAGACGUAUCUUGAUCUUGGUGAGGUAUAUUAUUACAUGGGAGUGGACGCCAUCCAGGAAUUGUUUCUUGUCGAUGAAAAUGCACUUCAUAAUGCCCUCUUGUUCUUGGCUAAAGCCACGGAAUUUGACCUGGGGAACGUUUUGCCUGAAAUUCAUUUGUUAAGGGGGAAAUGUUUUCGGCUAAAAAAUGAAGAACUGAAUGCUAUUGAAUGCUUCAAGCAGGCAGUGGAACUGGAUGAUGUGGGUUCGUUUUGUACAGAGAGUUUCCGGUGCUUAAUGGAAAUGCUGCUUACCUUGUUCAGUCAGAAGAAAAUAAAUACAGAGAUGUUGGUGAAGGAAGUUGAGUUUUGGGUGAAGAAGGCUGAGGAGAAAUACCCCAAGCAGCGUGUUCAUCAGGAACUUAGGACGGUCUGUCGCCACCAUACAGCGGAGGUGCUUGAACUCUCUAAAGCCAUGGUAGGUAGAGGAAAGACUGAACUGGUGAAGUUGCUCUUGGAGACCAUGAGGGGUAACUUUAAGAAAGCCAAACGGACCAAGCGCUCACUUUCCUUUUGAGCAGCUGGUUUCUCAGCCAUAUCACAAAACGCUGGCACCUUACUGUAAUUCAGCUUUUUUGUCUGGGCAAAGAGACUCUUUUGAUAAUGAACUGUAUAAUAAAACACAAUGCUUUGUAGGGCAUCUACUGAGCAUUACACUGUACCUGCGGAGGAACAGAGACAUACUAUAUGUGCUGAUAUUCAGAACACUUCCUGUAACUCUUCCUAUUUAUUUCAUUGUUCAUUCUUGAAUUUGAGUGCUGGAAUUGUCUUUCAGAAAAACAUGAAACAUUUGAAGCUUGGAACAUUCACUAUGCACAUGUACAGCAUGAACUGCCAUGCCACACAGAAGGCUACAUGGUUUAGGACAACACUCUCAGGUAACAUUUCAAGGCACAUAUGCUCUCUUGCAUUGUAAAGCAUACCCACAAUCACUUAUGAGUAGAUGACCACCAACUGUCAAGUCCAGAUGUAGUCAGAUAUGGGCCAAAGUCCUGCUCCUUAAACAGAGUGAUGGUGUCACCAGUAGGGGACGGCUGCAGGUAAUUCAAGUAUUCUUUGCUUCCAUCCUGAGACUCACUCAACUUGCACACAAUGAGGCUGAUUACAUGCUAGCUUGUAUGCAUGUGAGAUGCAGGAGCAAAAGAGGUAUUCUUUAAUUACCAGUAAACUCCCCCUGUUGCUGCUAUCAUCACUCUUACACAGGUAUCAUUUACAGAAGCUACAGUCCAGAAAUCACCGGAGGCCUGCAUUUUGUCAGUGAUGGUUUCUUGGGGCUAGAUAGCGCAAGUGGCCACCCUCUCAGAGGCUGUCCUUCCUCCUGGGGCUCCCCGGAUCAUGGAGCAGCUCUUGCCCUUAAAAGUGGCCAAUUAGAAGGGCCAAGGGGGUGGGAACAUUUGUUCUUGGUGGACAUGACAUUUUGGGAUGUCGUGUUUGGCCAAAAGGGGGAAUUUGAAAACUAAUGCCAGCUACACAGAGUUCCCUUUGUCUCCUGGAGCUUCUGUGUGGUUUGAAACUUUUCUUGGAAAUGUUUAUUCUAAGCGGGUAUCUGCACUUAUGUGGUUAGUCAACAAAGAAAUGGAGUAUAACCUCUAGGUUCACAUCACAGCAUUGUUGGGGGCAUUUUGGAAGCACUGAGAUGGAUCCAGGUGGUGAUGAUAGGGCCUUACAGGUAUGGGAUGCCCUCCAUGGUUGCACCACUUUAUAGGGUGGGGGUGGGGAGGUUAGAUGCACACACCCCACUUUCUGGGGGAUAGAAAGGGCCACACAGCAGCCUGCUUCCAAGUGGUUAACCCUCUCUCUGUCUCCCUGGUUUGCAUCAGAUUACCAGGUGAGGUUGCUGAUGAAGAUCCAUCUCCUAUCCUAGUGUGAGGGGUUUAUUAGCAGCUGUAACCAAUAAAAUUGUGGCCAAU
Molecule: messenger RNA, 3137 nt
Organism: Pogona vitticeps (central bearded dragon)
Lineage: Eukaryota; Metazoa; Chordata; Lepidosauria; Squamata; Agamidae
Source: RefSeq, a predicted model, not a curated record